Molecule: messenger RNA, 1133 nt
Organism: Lolium perenne
Lineage: Eukaryota; Viridiplantae; Streptophyta; Magnoliopsida; Poales; Poaceae
Product: elicitor-responsive protein 1
Source: RefSeq, a predicted model, not a curated record
UGCGCGAAGGGAAGGAGUGGGGAAGCUAAGGGAAGACUUGAACUGGUCUUUAAGUCUUGUAUCAUACUGCGGAUGCUCCAGAGUUUUGACUUCUUGUUAGAGCGGCCAGCCAAGGAGCCAAAUGUGUAUUAAUACGCCAGCAUCGCGCCGGUUACGGUACCUUGAUUCCAAACGCGAGUUGACAUCGACACAGAGAGAUCGACCAGUCCCAGAAGAAAGAGAGGAAGAAACCAAGGGCGGAGCAGCAGGCUGGGAGAGGGAGAGAGCAGGUCAAUAGAACAAUGGGGCGAGGUCUUCUGGAGGUUCUUCUUGUUGACGUCAAGGCACUCGCCGGCAACGAUUUCCUGGGGAAGCUAGACCCGUAUGUGGUCGUGCAGUACCGGAGCCAGGAGCGCAAGAGCAGCACUGCCCGAGACGAGGGGAGGGACGCGAGCUGGAACGAGAAGUUUAAGUUCCAAAUCAACUCCACCUCGGCCAACGCGCAGCACAAGCUCAUCUUCCGGAUCAUGGACCACGACAACAUGUCCAGCGACGACUUCCUCGGCCAAGCAACGAUCAACGUAGCUGAUCUAAUCAGCAUAGGCAUGGAGAAAGGCAGGUCGGAGAUGAUCCCGGCCAAGUACAGAGUGGUCACCGCCGACAACUCGUACCACGGCGAGAUCAAAGUUGCCGUCACCUUCACCGCCAAAAAGGCCGAAGAAGACGGCGAGCAGGUUGGAGGCUGGAUGGACAGCUUGGAGGAUUAGAAGGUGCGAACUAGGACACAAAGCUAGAAGCUAGAGCUCGUUUGCUCGACUGGCUUUAGUAACGAACCAAUAAGAGUAAAUUUUUUGUUUGCUCUUUAAUGUUACGAGCUAAAAGAUCGAGCCGGCGAGUCUCGCGAGCUACUCGCUACGAAGCUGUGUGUACGGGUUAUGGGAAGAAUAUCCUGCCGUGUCCUUCGGUUGUAAUAUUAGUGGUCGAUCCAUGUUGCAAUAUUGUAUAGUUACUGUGCAAUGUGUUCCGCUUUUGCAUAUGGCUGAUGCCAUCAGUUAUUAGUGUAUGUAAGUUGCAUUUGUAGCUCUCUAGAUGUAUAUAUCAAAUGUAAAGUAAACGAAAAUGUCAAAUGAAUGGAUCAAUUCGUGUUCUCUUUA